Molecule: messenger RNA, 673 nt
Organism: Acipenser ruthenus (sterlet)
Lineage: Eukaryota; Metazoa; Chordata; Actinopteri; Acipenseriformes; Acipenseridae
Product: GTPase IMAP family member 9-like
Exons: 1
Coding region: 5-649 (214 amino acids)
Molecular function (GO): GTP binding
Source: RefSeq, a predicted model, not a curated record
AAUCAUGGCUGCAGAACAAGAGGCUGAAGAAACUGUUUCUCAAGAGCUGCACAGCCCCUCUGAGCUGAGGAUCGUGCUGCUUGGGGUAAGCAGUGCUGGGAAGAGUGCAUCAGUGAACACCAUCCUGGGCAGAGAGGAGUUUGGAUCUCGAGUCAGGUUUUCUGCUUUAACGAGGGAGUAUGGGAAGACAACAGGAGAAGUGGCUGGGAGACGGGUCACUGUGGUCGACACUCCAGACUUGUUAGACACAGACCGCGUCGAGAUUGAGAGAUGUGUUUCUCUGUCUGCCCCGGGACCCCACACUUUCCUCCUGCUGAUACCCAUGUAUACUCACAGUGGGUUUAUAGUAGAAGAGUAUUGCAAAGCCUUUGAUAACGUGCAGGAGCUGUUUGGUGAGAGAGCUGUGAGGAACACAAUGAUCCUUUUCACAUGCAGGGAUCAUCUGAGAGGCAGGACGAUUGAGCAGUACAUUGAGGAAUCUGGUGAGGAGCUCCAGCAGCUUGUUGAGAAAUGUGGGAACAGGUAUCAUGUUCUCAACAUUGAGGACAGGAGCGAUCGCACUCAGGUCACACAGCUCCUGGACAAGAUAGACAACAUGGUGAAGGGAAGUGGAGGCUGCUACCUCCCACAGGUUGGCCCAGUUUCCUAACCACCAAAAAACAACUUUGCUCAA